AUGCCUAAUAUCAAGUACUUAAAUUUGAAGGGUGCACAAGUCAAUCGGGAUGGUCUUGUCACGUUGUUGCGCGGAUGCAAAGAUCUGGUGCUGUUGGACGCCAGAGAUUGUUAUGGAUUCGAUGAGAACGACGAUGAAAUAUCAAAGCUUGAGUCUCAUAUUAGUAAAUUUAUGUGCGAAGGUUCUGAAUUUCCUGAAUUUCUUUGUGGUAUGGACAAUUUUGUUCUUCCUGUUGAUGGAUACUCAUUUCAUCUGCAUGUGGAGGAGACGUGGGAUGAAAUGCUCAAUUAUUUGAGCAAUGCGUUCAAUGAUUUGGGCGACGAGGAAUGA
This is a messenger RNA of Prunus armeniaca (apricot), 330 nucleotides long. NCBI's taxonomy places the organism in Eukaryota, Viridiplantae, Streptophyta, Magnoliopsida, Rosales, Rosaceae. The record is from the annotation of a GenBank genome assembly.